CCUGUCGAUCAAUAGAGAGCCCGCCCACCUUGAGGGCUCUCUCUCUCUCUCAAGCUCUCUCGACGGGAAGCUCGGCCACAGGAAAGAGUUCGCCUAGUUUGCUUCAAAGGAAGCUUCAAAUCUAUGGCAUGCACUAUCGGCGACAGAGAACGGGCCAAAAUGUGAGUCCUCAUCCAGCAUACACGGAGCCUCACCGUGCGUAAAAGUCAGCCAAAAGAGGUAUAGCGUGGGACGUCAUGGACGCGUCGGCGAGCCUUGUGGACUAAAAGUGGACAGAGGGGGACUUUUGCAGUGGAUGCGGACGCCCCAGCCUUGCUACGACGCACGGUGACUAAUGAGCCGCGAGACCGUGAGGCUCCUGAAUUAAAUUUGUCUGGGGCGCAGACCUUAUGUAAGAAGUAGGACAAUCAUAUUAAGAGCUUGUUCCGCCAUGCGCACCCAAGAGCCGGGCUGCAGUGCGUAAAAGUGGCCCAGCAACUCUUGCAGGAAACUUUUGAGAGAAGAGGCAAGAGAAGAUGGGUGAGAAUGUGGAUUGUGUGGGCGCCGACGGGAAGAGCGUCAACCUGAGCGUGCUCAACUGGGAGCAAGUGCAGCGGCUGGACGCCAUCCUCACCGGCUCCAUCCCCAUCCACGGCCGCUGGAGCUUCCCCACGCUGGAGGUGAAGCCGCGCGACAUCGUCAAGGUGGUCCGCAGCCGCAUGGAGGAGAAGCGGAUCCACGUCCGGGAGGUGCGGCUCAACGGCUCGGCGGCCAGCUACGUCCUGCACGAGGACAGCGGCCUGGGGUGGAAGGACCUGGACCUCAUCUUCUGCGCCGACCUCAAAGGGGAGCUCGAGUUCCAAAUUGUGAAAGAUUUGGUUCUGGACUGCCUGCUGGACUUCUUGCCUGAGGGCGUGAACAAGGAGAAGAUCACACCUAUGACCUUAAAGGAGGCCUACGUCCAAAAGAUGGUGAAGGUCUGCAACGACUCGGACCGCUGGAGCCUCAUCUCGCUCUCCAACAACCGAGGCAAGAACGUGGAGCUCAAAUUCGUGGACUCCCUCCGGCGGCAGUUCGAGUUCAGCGUCGACUCCUUUCAAAUCCGCCUGGACUCGCUCCUGCUCUUCUACGAGUGCUCAGAGCACCCCAUGGCCGCCACCUUCCAUCCCACCAUCCUCGGCGAGAGCGUCUACGGUGACUUCCCCGCCGCCCUGGACCACCUGCGCAAGCGUCUCAUCUGCACCAGGAGCCCAGAGGAGAUCCGAGGCGGGGGCCUGCUGAAGUAUUGCCACCUGCUGGUAAGGGGUUUCCGGGCGGCCUGCGACACGGAGAUGAAAGUGCUGCAGCGCUACAUGUGCUCGCGCUUCUUCAUAGACUUCCCCGACGUGAGCGAGCAGAAGCGGAAGCUGGAGUCCUACCUGCAGAACCACUUUGUGGACCUGGAGGACAGGAAGUACGACUACCUGGCCGUACUGUACGACGUGGUGCAGGAGAGCACGGUGUGCCUGAUGGGCCACGAGAGGCGCCAGACGCUGGGCCUCAUCUCCUCGCUGGCGCUGCACGUGCUGGCCGAGCAGAACGCCAUCCCCAACGCCGCAAACGUCACCUGCUUCUACCAGCCCGCCCCGUACGUCGCCAACUGCAACUUCAGCAACUACUACGUCGCUCAGGUCCAGCCCCUCUUCUCCUGCCCGCCCUCGCCGCCCCAGCCGUACGCCCCCCCCUCGCAGCAUCCCAUGUACGCCACAUGGCUGCCCUGUAACUAAACCUCCACUACUACUAGCCGUCCACUUUGCACGCUCUCAGAAAGGGGCGAUCUCGUCGCUUCCCUAAAGUGGGGGAAGUGAGAGUCCAAUUUUACCAGGAAGGGUGAAUGAGGACAAUGGAACCUGGCGGAGGGUCGCAGACUCACCCAUCAGUUUUUAGGCUUCGACCUCCCAACAGCCUGGACUGUCUUUGGCGAUAUCUCACAGGGAGCGGACACCCGAGCGCCAAUGAUCUCCACAUCCCCUUCAAGGUGGACGGGGCGUCACUUUCUGUCUGCUACCAUGUGACUUUUUUAAUAAUGCAAAAUGAGGAAGCGACUACUGUUUACAUGACCGCUACACGAGAAACAACAAAACAAUGCAUGCUUUUUACGUCUUCAAGUGCCUGGGAUUAAAGGGAAAGAUAUAUUUUUGUGAUUUUUGUAGAAAUCCGCUCCAUUCAAUGAAUGUAUUGCUGAGCAGAGGUUACCUGCGCUGCGGGGGACCAAGUGAUUAUUUUUCUUGUUGUUGUCGUUGCUGCAAUAUUUAGACAAAAGACUCUGAAACACACGGGCCGAUCACCAAAGAGGAAGUAGCAACACGCCACUCUAAAGAAUUAAAGAGAGACGCAAUAAAAAAAUGCUGAUACAGUACCAGUGAAAUAGGAGGGUCAUUUUCAGACAGUUUCAUUUCUUAUGUGCUGCGAAAGAAGGUGAAGUGGUCGCAACCACAGAGAGAGUCACGACCCAGACGGCCUUUCGUCACGUUUGACCAAAACUGAAAAAUGCAAUGACUCGCAGCAGUUGACGUGUGCAAAAUGGAGAAUGUGAGUCGAUGAUUUCCAGUAAACAAAAGCAAACCGUACACGUCGCUGCGGUCACUGCACCUUAACCACUCUGAGAUUAGAGCAUCAAUACCAGCAGGAGCAGACGCAGUUGGGUCCACAGCGAUUUGGACAGAGAAAGGGGCUGCCUUUG
This is a messenger RNA of Dunckerocampus dactyliophorus (ringed pipefish), 2701 nucleotides long. Its product is annotated as terminal nucleotidyltransferase 5A-like. The transcript is spliced from 2 exons. The record is from RefSeq and is a predicted model, not a curated record. NCBI's taxonomy places the organism in Eukaryota, Metazoa, Chordata, Actinopteri, Syngnathiformes, Syngnathidae. Gene Ontology annotation, biological process: mRNA stabilization. Bases 516 to 1745 code for a protein of 409 amino acids. Gene Ontology annotation, molecular function: poly(A) RNA polymerase activity; RNA binding.